AUGGCUGUUGUUGCCUCGUUUAUAGGUAAAAUCCUACGCUUUGGUUCCCUUUGCAUCCUUUGUCAUCUUCUCAAGGCGCUGAGCCUCACGAUGAAUGCCUUGACGCAAGCGAUACGAUGGGCAAAAGGCCAAGCGCCAAAGAACAACCCGGUUAAACGGAGAAACACGCGAGUCACCGUCAGCAGCUUCACUGAAGAUUCAAGUCUCUCAACUUACGGUUCCUUCAUCUGGGGUGUUAUCAAGUCUCCACACAGACCAUCGGACCAUAUCACCCUGCAUAUAAAAACGGCAGAAAUGAUAGCCAAAGGAACAGUUCGCCCAGUCCAUAUUUACUCAAAAGAUGACAAGGGAGAGGAGUAUGAAUCAUUCAAAAUUUUCGACGAGAGACCAGAAAAGGUGACAGAUGGCGAGUCUGGAGAACAAAUUGAGUAA
Messenger RNA from Histoplasma capsulatum G186AR, 432 nucleotides. RefSeq lists its product as uncharacterized. The record is from RefSeq and is a predicted model, not a curated record. Bases 1 to 432 code for a protein of 143 amino acids. The transcript has 3 exons. Lineage: Eukaryota; Fungi; Ascomycota; Eurotiomycetes; Onygenales; Ajellomycetaceae.